CCGAACCCGAUGAGGAAAGCUGCCUAUUUAGCCAUCGAGCUUAUAUAAACGAGACGGUGGUGACAUGGGCUUGAAGUAUAUUGACCAUCUCUGGGCAAUGUAGAGGAGCUAUUGCGCGAGGGUCUGGUCUUUAGCGACGGCAUAGUAUUUAUAUCUGACCAGGCUUCCUGCAGCUAAACCGACUGUGCGGGUCGGGGUUCAAGAGUAUUACGUUUCUACCACCGAUAUUAUACCUCAACAUGAAGGGAUCAAGUAUCUUGUCCGCGUUGGCUCUUGCUGGCGUUUCCGCCGCUCAGACUCCAGAAGGCUUCACUCCCGUCGUUGAGCAGAAGCUCGAGGUCACGUUCGGGACUAAAUCAGUCACACCUGGUCUGGCGCUGGCAAAGACCGAAACCUCGAGUCAACCGACUAUCGGGUUGAAUGGUACAGCUGACGGUACCUACAUCUGGAUGUUGAUCGAUCUCGAUGCUUCGACCAACUUUGUAAACCCCGGGGCAGGUCAACCUGCUACUUACCUACACACGGUGAUCCGGGACUUCAAGGCAAGCGGUGCCGCAUCGGCUGAUGGUAUUACAACUCUUACGUCCACAUCCAACCAACCCGUGGCAUGGUUUGCGCCGGCUCCACCAGCAGAGAACCCCCCUCACCCGCACCGAUACACGAACCUCUUAUGGGAGCAGCCGGAGAACUGGGCAAUCCCCGCCGCCGCGAACCAGAUGCUGCAGACCCAGAGGUCGGGCUUCGACGUUCCAAAGUUCAUUACUGCGGCAGGGCUCGAGGACCCUAUUGCUGCGAAUUACUUCAACGUUACCGGUUAAAGGGAAGGCGAAGACAUAAAUCAGGACUUCGGUCGAGGAUACCAAGGACGAAAGAUGUAUAUAUGAAAAUAUCGGCUUGAAUCGUGAAGGAAACUUUGCGUUCGCUUGAUAACUAUCAAGAUAUCCACAGAGACAUGAAUAUUCCCUUUGUUCUUAACUUCGGCUUCACCACUUUUCUGCUACUUGAUCUCGAGAACGACAAUUUGCGCAUUCCCUUAUCAAUCAAGAUAUCCUUAACCUUUGGCAUUCAAGCCAUCUCAGUCGUAGGAGGAUAGCAAGACCCCUU
Messenger RNA from Annulohypoxylon truncatum, 1104 nucleotides. RefSeq names its product PEBP-like protein. The coding region runs from base 240 to 818 and encodes 192 amino acids. Gene Ontology annotation, molecular function: peptidase inhibitor activity; phospholipid binding. Lineage: Eukaryota; Fungi; Ascomycota; Sordariomycetes; Xylariales; Hypoxylaceae. Gene Ontology annotation, biological process: regulation of proteolysis; regulation of Ras protein signal transduction. The record is from RefSeq and is a predicted model, not a curated record. The transcript has 3 exons.